Molecule: messenger RNA, 246 nt
Organism: Plasmodium coatneyi
Lineage: Eukaryota; Apicomplexa; Aconoidasida; Haemosporida; Plasmodiidae
Exons: 1
Coding region: 1-246 (81 amino acids)
Source: RefSeq, a predicted model, not a curated record
AUGUUCCUCUCAUUGAUGUUCGUGAGGGAAGUAUUCCUGAGGAACAGGUUCCAAGUUCAGGGUUUACGGGUUUUAGGGAGGAAGACUUUCUUCCUAAGACAGAAGUUCCUAGGGAACAGGUUCCUAGGUAUCAUGUUCCAAGUUCAGAUUCCGGGUUUAGGGAAGGAAGACUUUGUUCCCAAGGAACACGUUUCUUGUGUUGAUGUUCCUAUGGAACAGGUUCCAAGUUCAGAUUCCGGGUUUUAG